This is a messenger RNA of Hippopotamus amphibius kiboko, 441 nucleotides long. RefSeq names its product cell cycle exit and neuronal differentiation 1 (gene CEND1). Lineage: Eukaryota; Metazoa; Chordata; Mammalia; Artiodactyla; Hippopotamidae. Bases 1 to 441 code for a protein of 146 amino acids. The record is from RefSeq and is a predicted model, not a curated record. The transcript has a single exon. Gene Ontology annotation, biological process: cerebellar granular layer maturation; radial glia guided migration of cerebellar granule cell; cerebellar Purkinje cell differentiation.
AUGGAGUCCAGAGGGAAGUCGACCAACAGCCUCAAGACCGAUGCCAAGGCUGCCGCUGAGGCCCGCGCACCCGCCGCCGUGGACGGGAAAGCCCCCCCAGCUAAGCCCGGGAAGAAGGAGGCCCAAGCGGAGAAGCAGGAACCUCCAGCAGCCCCCACCCUGCUGCCUGCCAAGAAGACCCCGGCCAAGGCAGACCCUGCCCUUCUCAACAACCAUAGCAACCUGAAGCCGACCCCCACAGCCCCCAGCAACCCUGAUGCAACCCCCGAGCCCAAGGGCCCCGGGGAUGGGGCCGAGGAGGACGAGGCCUCCAGCGGGGGCCCAGGGGGACAAGGCCCCUGCCCUUUCGAGAACUUGACCCCCCUGCUUGUGGCUGGGGGCAUGGCUGUGGCAGCUGCAGCCCUGAUCCUUGGUGUGGCCUUCCUGGUCCGAAAAAAAUGA